CUGGAGCAGAACAGGAGCUGCUCGCUUCCCGCCUGGACCGUCGACGGGAGCCAGGUGACCCCCCGGAGCGACGUCAUGCCGCCGAAAGCCCACCGGGCCCCGCUCCUGCUCACCGUCACCUGCAUGUGCUUCUCCGGAGCUCUGCUCUGGUCCUACCAGGACGAGGAUGCCAGCGAAGGUGAGAAGUGCUCUGAAAAUAACAUCUCCACCACAAAGUACCCAUGCGUGAAGUCCACCGGAGAGGUUACGACGUGUUACAGAAAGAAAUGUUGCAAGGGCUUCAAGUUUGUGUUGGGCCAGUGCAUUCCUGAAGACUAUGAUGUGUGUGCUGGCGCCCCCUGUGAGCAGCAGUGCACUGACCACUUUGGUCGAGUGGUGUGCACCUGUUACCCCGGAUACCGCUACGACCGCGAGCGUCACAGAAACCGGGAGAAGCCCUACUGCCUGGACAUUGAUGAAUGUGCAGACAAAAACAGGAGUGCAUGCUCUCAAAUCUGCACCAACUCUGUGGGGAGCUACAGGUGUGAAUGUGAGAAGGGCUAUUUCCUGGAAGAAGAUGGCAAAACAUGCACCAAGGGGGAGAGAGCAGUUCAUCUCUUUGAGAAGUGUGACAAUGUCAUGAAUGCCAGAACUUGUUCAGCCACGUGUGAGGAUUUCCUCCAGAUCAGGAUGUCUGUCUUGCAGCUUAAACAAAAGAUGGCCUUGCUAUCAAAUAGUGCUGAUGUCCCUGUGCAGAUGACUAGUGAGAAAAUCCUGACAUCACCUAUAUAUUUGCCAGGGCCUCCAGGUUCUCCUGGACCUCCAGGAGAUCCAGGUCCAGAAGGCCCUCCAGGAUUAUUAGGCCCUCCUGGUCCACCUGGUCCCAGGGGUUUGAUGGGCCCUUUGGGACCCACACCGGACUUGUACCACAUAAAACGUGGCCCUCGAGGAUCUGUGGGGCCUCCAGGAGCACCAGGAAGAGAUGGUCUAAAGGGGGACAGAGGAGCUCCUGGGCCUGUCGGACCACCAGGCCCGCCGGGCUCCUUUGACUUCCUGCUGCUUCUGAUGGCAGACAUUCGCAAUGACAUUGCUGACCUGCAGACCAAGGUGCACGGUCGGCCAGUGAACUCUCCAGAGGAGGACUUUCCCGUGGCGCCAGACAGCUGGAAGGACACCCAGGACAGUUUGGACACAGGGUCGGGGGAGGACUUUAAGGAACCCGCACUUCAAACAGGCAGAGGCUCCAAGAGAGGCAGGAAGAGGAAACCUACAAGAGACAGAACAGACUGA
This is a messenger RNA of Menidia menidia (Atlantic silverside), 1269 nucleotides long. The record is from the annotation of a GenBank genome assembly. Lineage: Eukaryota; Metazoa; Chordata; Actinopteri; Atheriniformes; Atherinopsidae.